Messenger RNA from Syngnathus acus (greater pipefish), 2858 nucleotides. Its product is annotated as receptor-interacting serine/threonine-protein kinase 2-like. The coding region runs from base 401 to 2152 and encodes 583 amino acids. Lineage: Eukaryota; Metazoa; Chordata; Actinopteri; Syngnathiformes; Syngnathidae. The transcript has 11 exons. Gene Ontology annotation, molecular function: JUN kinase kinase kinase activity; ATP binding. The record is from RefSeq and is a predicted model, not a curated record. Gene Ontology annotation, biological process: innate immune response; regulation of apoptotic process; protein phosphorylation.
CACCCAACCCGGAAGCGUGACGUCUCGAACAAUAACAAUAACAAACCCGCUUGCUUCAGUCCUACGAGUGAUCGCGUUGUCUUCGUCGGGUGCUGCCACGUUAUUAUUUACCAGACAAAACACAAAUAAAACCUCCUAGUGUAAAUGAUGGUCAAAUACUGUCCCUCCUCAGCAAUUACUCCGAAGUGUCACUUUCAUUCGCCUUUCCUUCCUUCCCCUCUUCUUCAUUAGUUUGGCUCACGAGCACACGACGUCAUGUAAUGAGAUGUGUGUGAAACACACUGCUACUGCUGCUACUGCUGCUCCUCCUCCUUGCGUAUUUCAAAAAAGGCCACUUCUGCUUUUUUCAGCAUUCAAGUGGAUCUGACGCCUUUUGAAAGCAGAAGGCUCACGUUCGGCGAUGGAGCUACAAGCUGCUACUGGCUACUUGAACGUUGAUUGUCUGACCAGCACGUUGCCGGUUAUUCCCUGCCAGAAGCUGACCGACUUGAGCUACCUGAGCAGAGGCGCCUUCGGUACCGUGUUCAAGGCUCAGCACUCCGACUGGAGGACCACCGUGGCCAUCAAGUGCCUCAAGCUCGAUUCCCCGUUCGGCGAAAGAGACAGGAAUUGUCUGCUGAAGGAGGCAGAGGUCCUCCACAAAGCUCGCUUCAACUACAUCAUCCAAAUCUUUGGCAUCUGCAACGAGCCUGAGUGCUUCUGCAUCGUGACCGAGUUUAUGAGCAAUGGCUCUCUGGACCAACUUCUGCAUGAGAAGGACAUGUACCCUGUGGUCGCCUGGCCUUUGAGACUGAGAGUCCUAUAUGAGAUUGCCUUGGGAGUCAACUUCCUUCACAACAUGUCCCCGCCACUCUUUCACCAUGACUUGAAGACACAGAAUAUUCUAUUGGACGGUGAAUUCCAUGUUAAGAUUGCAGAUUUUGGUCUUUCCAAGUGGCGCCAGCUGUCUGUCAGUAAAGGCUCAGUGUCGGAACCUUCGGAAAUUAGGGGCACGGUGAUCUACAUGCCCCCUGAGGAGUACGAACCCUCCAAGAGCCGCCGCGCUGACAUCAAACAUGACAUGUACAGUUACGCCAUCAUCAUGUGGGAGGUGCUCUCCAGGCAAAUUCCAUACGAUGAAGUGACCAACCCAAUGAAAAUCAUGUUCAACGUACUUCGUGGGAUGCGUCCUGACACCAGCUACGCCAGUUUGUCUGAUCAGAUCCCUAGCAGAGAUACGCUUGUUUGCUUAAUGACCUGCGGCUGGACCGCUAACCCCGAUGACCGACCUUCCUUCCUCAAGUGUCUCAUUGAACUGGAGCCCAUGAUGAGGAAGUUCACUCAAAUCGACUUCCUUAUGGCUGUGCUGGAGAUCAACAAGUCAAAGCAAUCCAGCUGCUGCUCGCCACAGCCCGAGGGUGAAAAAAUGGCUGAGGACGAAAUUCUGACGAAGCUGACGGACACAUCCCGCCCAUGGCCGGAAAGCUCCACCUCAGGCUCUGGCUCUUGUUCAUGUCAGGAAACAGACAUAUCGCUUCCGGGCGCUCUCACCAGCACCAACAUGGAGUCUUCCAAAGCGGGACCGCCAUCAUCAGUCGGCGUUCAUACUCUGGAGCACCCUGAAUCUCUGAAGGACCCUUGUGCUGGCAACAAUCUGAACGGCUUCCAGAGCGCCCAGCCCAUCGACCACCUGAGCAAAUCUCUCCAGGCUGCUCUGCCCGUAACUGAGGGCAAAACACAUCUGGAGGCCCUUACACUGCGUGUAAAUUGUGCAGAGCCACAAGCAGAUAAUUCUCCUCCAUUACACCGCUCGUCACCUUCACAGGGUCCCGUCGGCCAAUGGGUGUCGACGCGACGCGAGGAGAUCGUGGCGCAGAUGACGGAAGCGUGCCUCAAUCAAAGCUUGGACGCCCUGCUCGCUCGCGCCAUGCUAAUGCGCGAGGAUUACGAACUGGUGGUGAACCAGGCCACGCGUGCCGCCAAGGUUCGCCAACUCCUGGACAACUGCCACAGGCACGGCGAAGAUUUCUGCCGGGUGGUUGUCCACAAGCUUCAUCACAACAAGCAGAUGGGCCUCCAGCCGUACCCCAUUGAAAUCAUUUCGGCCGCCGCCGUCUCGGUGCCCAGCGCACCGCUGCUUUCGGUGUCCCACAACAUCUCAAGGAACAUGUAGACCUGUUAUGGAAGAUGGUAGACUGUGACAAAUAAUUGCUGACAAAGACUGUGACAAAGACUCUGAUGGCAUUUGUAGAAAACAAAUCCUUACGGGUCACUAUGUUAAUGUCAGAUAAUGAUUUUUAUAUAUUACAUUCCUGAUCACCUCAUUAUGUCGAAUGAAGGUGAUAUUAACCAUAUGACCAACGUUUCACAGCCAAUUUAACCGAUGUCUGGCCAAAACGGAUCUUAUUCUGUUUACUCAUGCGUCAAACCAUGCGGUGGAGAUCACCCGCUCUGGCAGACAGGAAGUGGUAGGAUUAAUUUCAAAAUAAAAGUAUAUUCUCCCUCAGACUCAGGAAGUGAUGGGAUACAUUUUAGAAUAAAAAUCAAUGCAGACCAAAUGGUAAUAUUUCACAGACAUCUGAACAUUAUGUAAAUGCACAUUAACAGCAUUUAAUAACAGUACUUUCCCCUUUUUGUAACUAUUUGGCGCAAUAUUUUGGUAAAGUCUAUAGUCGGUAAUCUUUGUAAUUCUGUUUUUUAUUAUUAUUCUUUUUUUUUCUAGAUUUUAUUAUGUAUUGUUUCAUUGUAUUUUCUAUUAAGUGUAUUAGGACCGGAUCAUUAUUUCAUUUUUGUGGCAUUUUUGUUUGGUGAUGUGACAUUCGUGUAAUGUCAAAUAUGUAAAUAUGUAUACAAUCUUUUAUAGUAACAUAACCUUUUGA